Messenger RNA from Westerdykella ornata, 1238 nucleotides. RefSeq lists its product as uncharacterized. NCBI's taxonomy places the organism in Eukaryota, Fungi, Ascomycota, Dothideomycetes, Pleosporales, Sporormiaceae. Bases 124 to 1104 code for a protein of 326 amino acids. The record is from RefSeq and is a predicted model, not a curated record. The transcript has 2 exons.
UUCUCGAGCCGUCGUCUUUUCUCUCCGCUGCUGGGCAGUGCGGGCCUACUGCUUGCCCUUUCCAACACCUAUUCCUCUUUAAUACAAACAGUCUGCAUCUAAUACUACUCGUCCAUUGUCGCAAUGAUUUUCUCCAAGACCCUCCUCGGCUUCUUACUCGCCAGUCACGCUUCAGCAACCUCCCACGCACUCUUCUCCAGAAGUCAUGAUGCCAUGGAACACCUCCAACGAGACACAAACCUAGUGGCCACCCUCACCCGCCGACAAGAUGCCAACCCAGCCGACACAGCACCGAGAAUCUCCACUACGCCGGCCUCGGGAGACGCAGCAAUGGCAGACCUGGCAAAAUGGGAGGCAGAGACGAAGGCAGCCUGCGAUACCGCCAUGACCGCCCUCAACGGCCGCGCAUCCAACCCAACCGGACUCGGCGUGUGCUACAACCUCCCCUUUCUCGACAACUCCACGGGCGUCUUCCUCGCCGAGCUCCGGCUAUACAACAUCACCGCCCCGAUUGAUCCUUGGCGAGGCAUAGCUGCCGCCGACAUUGAUCUGGCGCUUUCGUACUCGGGAGCCACGGUGCAGAAUAUGCCCGGCACGUUUCAAAAGCGUUCCGCGCCGAACGGCAACAACCCUCUCUCGAGACGACAGAACAACAACGCCCAAACGCCCGAGACCUUGAAGGUCCUCAUGUACGUCGGCCAACUCAACGCCAACCUCAUGGGCACCGCAAUGACGCAAGAAAUCCUCCAACCCCUCCUCAUCCCCAUGAUCGAACUCUCCUCCCGCUCCCGCCCGGACCUCAAAGCCGGCCUCACCUCGCAAGACGCCUCGUUCGUCAACGGCGUCUUCGCCGCCCAAGGCCCCACCGUCACCGACGAAGCAGCCGCCGCGGCCUCGGCCUCCGCCCUCGUCGCCACGGCCGUCCCAUUCGUAUUGCCCGGUACCGCGCUUGCGUUUUUCCCCGUUGGACUGGUCAUCACGUGUGUGUGGACGGCAUUGUUCCUUUUGUCGGUGGGGCUGGGGACCGUGGGUCGGAUGCAGUUCCGCGAGCAGUAUCGGAGGAGGAUCAAGAGGGAGAUGGCGGCGGGGUUGAGGACGAUAUAGAUCUGUCUAGUUCACUCAGGCUUCGUUUUUUGGGUUUAUAUCGAGGGUUGUUUUGUUUCAUUUGCUGUGUUUUAGCAUUAUCCGUCUUCGAUUCGCUACCUGCUUAUUUUUGUAUAUAAUAUGGGGGUUAUAUA